Geodia barretti is the source of this 249-nucleotide messenger RNA. NCBI's taxonomy places the organism in Eukaryota, Metazoa, Porifera, Demospongiae, Tetractinellida, Geodiidae. The record is from the annotation of a GenBank genome assembly.
AUGUCGGCGGCGGCGGGCGAGGACAAGCGCCAUCUCCUGAGCAUAUACGGCAAGGAAGAGCUUGAUGACUCGGAUGUCGAAGAUGUGCUGCACAUCAUGGACGGGCUGAAUGUGCAAGAGCAUGCCCACUCCCUGGCGGUGGAGCAUGGCGGGAUAGCGGUGGACGCUCUUUCGGCGGUGGAGAUGGAUGAGUGGGCGAGGGGCGAAUACCAGAAUCUGGUAGAUUUCCUGUUGUACAGGGAACACUAG